AAGGCUAAUAUUUUUGUCCUCAGCCACGUGCUUUGCUUUUCUUCAUCUUCAUUUUUCUUCUCCUCGAUGCUUUGCCUCCCCGACCAGCCCCCCCCCAAGCCACCGACUCUCUUCCUCCUUGAAAACCUGGUGAGAUCUUGAUGAAAUUUCUCCUUCUUUCUUGCUUAAUCACAAGAUUUGGGGCUUAGAAUUCUCUCUCUCUACCCAGAAAUCCCGGAUCUGCUCUGUUCUUCUCCCUUGUCCGUCGGGUUCUGCUGGGUUUGAAUCCUUCGGUUUUUCUGGUAAGAUUCAGCCAAGAGUUCAUCUCUUUAGCUUUGAAUUUGGCUUGGGAUUACCUUGAAUUGUGUUUUGGUUUUUGGAUUGGGUAGCUGCGAGUUCCCCUGCAGAAUUUCUUCUUCUCUGCCGUCGGCUUCUUCCCCCCCUGCUAGGCUCGGUUUUUGGCUGCUAAAUUCUGGAAACGAAAUCGAGGACGGGGAAACCAAGGGGAGUGACGAGUUAGAAGGCUAGCUAUCGUGUAAAUUGAAUAUGGAUUUUAGAUAUAAAUGAUGAUCUUGUAAGCGAGAUUUUAAUUGGAGAUUGUAAAUUCAUUUAGUGGAUUGUUAGUUUAUAAGAGAUCUGAUUUGGAGAUUUUGAGGUUAAGUCAUGUGGACAUAGAAAAGAAAUUUUGAAAUAUCCGAUCUGAAAGCGUCUGGAGCCAUGCCACCGAGAAAGAGCAGAGACAAAGAGGUUCAGCCAGUCCAGGCUGACCAUGCAGACGACAGUCCACUUCACUCUGAGGGUGAAAAUGAUCCCAUCACUUUUCUCCCAGUGUCACCUUUGGCAGAACGGUCCUAUGGGAAUCCAGUAUUUAAGGAGAAAGAAGCGGACCGUGGGGGUGACUUUGCUGAAUCAAGUAAUGUGUUUAAAGGUAUGACUGAACGUCUGGAUUUAGCAUUCAAAGAACAGAACCAGGCUAUGCGAAGACUUGUUGACAGUCAAACAGAAUCUUCCAGACGUCAGGAAGAGUUUGUUAGACAAUGUGUAGAAGAGAUGAGACGGGUCUUUGAGGAAGGCAUUAAGGUGAUGCGAGAAACUGGGGAAGAAAGUCGCAGAACAUUGCAGGCUGUUUCAGAACAAAUGGUUGAGCAAGUGCGACAGCCCAGACCUGAGAUUCCUCCUCCAGUCGUUGAAAUGCCCAGACAGAUUCAGGAAGCCCCAAUCCCAGCACUCGAGGGGCAAGGGAAUCAGCCUCAUCCUAACAUUCAACAGCAGAAUUUCUUCAUGGGUGAAGGACAAAGACAGCAUGAACCAAUGGAGGCUGCUACUCCUGUUGCAGACCAUGGCCAUCAACCUCAGCAUAGGUAUGUUCCGCCAGGUAGGAGGGGAAAUGUGGGUCCUCAUCAUCAACCCUACCCAAGGGAUUUUUUCCAGCCGCAAGUUCCUCCAGCCCAGCCGGUACAACGCGGUCUGCAGAAUCACCCAGCUCAAUUAUUCAAUAGAGAUAAGCUAAUAGAUUUGGUACAAGAAACCUAUGGACCAACCUUGAGACCAUUGGUGCGUCCAGCCUACAGGAAGCCUUAUCCAGACAUCAUUGAUCAUGAAAAUCCUUUUCCAAGGGGUUUUAAAGUGCCUAAGUUCACUUUAUUUUCUGGUGAGGUUGGUCAGUCCACUAUUGAACAUAUUGGACGCUUCACAAUACAAUGUGGAGAGGCAUCUGGAGAUGAUAACUUGAAACUCAGACUGUUCCCUAGCUCUUUGACUGGAACAACCCUUACUUGGUACCUCAAUCUGCCUCAAAAUUCAGUCUACUCUUGGAGGCAAAUGGAGGACUUGUUUCAUACUCAAUUCUAUCGUUGUGAACCAGAAGUGUCUAUGGCAGACUUGUCGAGGUUAGCCCAAAAGCCUGGAGAGUCGUCUGAGGCAUUCCUUGCUAGGUUCCGGAGAGCCAGACUGAAAUGUAGAGUUGCACUACCAGAACUAGAAUUUGUCAAGCUGGCUCAGAAUGGUCUGGACAUUGAGCUCCGAAAGAAAUUUGAGGGGAUGAAAUUCCGAGACUUCUAUGAAUUGUCUUAUAAAGUGGCUCGGUAUGAAAAUCUGCUGAAAGAAGAUGUUCAAAAGAAGGUUGCAUCACAUGGAACCUAUUAUAGUGAUCCUAAUUUUGAUCUUGAUGUGGCUGAGGUGGUUACAGACAAGCCUGUUGUUUGUCCAGACCUUGUCAGACCAACUCACCAGCCUGAGACGUCUGUGAGACGUUAUGUUGGUGAGGCUGGAAAACAGUAUACUUUUGAUGUGUCAAAAGCUAGUGAUAUAUUUGACCACCUUAAAAAGAGUGGUCUAAUUAAGCUGCCGCCGGGACAUAAAAUCCCGGCAGCGGCUGAAAUCGGAGCUAGAGAUUAUUGCAAAUUUCAUAAUUCAUGGAAGCAUUCUACUGAUAAUUGUCUUAUUUUUCGUAAUAUCUUGCAAGAAAAGAUUGAUAAGGGUAUCUUAAAAUUUUCAGACAAAGCGAAGGAAACCAUGGGAGUGGAUGCAGAUCCUUUUCCAGUUGUGUCUGUGGGCGUGAAUGUCGCAGACCUCAGGAGUGUUGCCAGAAAUCGCAGUCUGCCUUAUGCUCAAAGGAACCUUGCUGCAGAAGACUUAAGGUGGGUUCUUGAGGCGCAGAGAUCCAGACAGAGCAGGAGCGUCAGGUCAAACCAGCAGAGGCUCGGGGGGCAAGAAAGGAUCACUGUACUAUGAUAGAGUUCUAACAAAUAAUGCCAGAUUUGCAAGAGGGAUUGCACAGAAUGAUACUUGUCCUCGUUGCUAUAUUCAUGGAGAGGAUAU
This is a messenger RNA of Rubroshorea leprosula, 2799 nucleotides long. The record is from the annotation of a GenBank genome assembly. Lineage: Eukaryota; Viridiplantae; Streptophyta; Magnoliopsida; Malvales; Dipterocarpaceae.